This is a messenger RNA of Perca flavescens (yellow perch), 3152 nucleotides long. RefSeq names its product heparan sulfate 2-O-sulfotransferase 1a (gene hs2st1a). Gene Ontology annotation, molecular function: heparan sulfate 2-sulfotransferase activity. The record is from RefSeq and is a predicted model, not a curated record. Bases 300 to 1382 code for a protein of 360 amino acids. The transcript is spliced from 8 exons. Gene Ontology annotation, cellular component: membrane. Lineage: Eukaryota; Metazoa; Chordata; Actinopteri; Perciformes; Percidae.
CAUCCAAUAGCCUCAGUGGUAGUAAUUCUAGUCUGUCCGUGGUGCGAAGGUGGACACACACUGGGUCAAGAGGGAAGCGCUACAAGGGGGACGCAGGCGACAGCGGCUGGUAAAGAUACCACCGCUCCUACUUCCCGGAAAGAACAAUUCGCACUGUGGAGAAACCUGUAGGGCUUUACGACGCUCAGCUUUUGGGAAUUGACUUGAUACAAAAAUAACCAAGCAAAGCAUGAACGCGUCGCAUUUGAGUGGCUCCUUCUCUGAGCAUGGACUGACCCAAUCCCUCUCUGGAUGAUUUGAUGGGGCUACUCAGAGUCAUGAUGCCGCCCAAGUUGCAGCUUCUGGCGCUGCUGGCGUUCGCAGUGGCCAUGUUCUUCCUGGAGAACCAGAUCCAGAAGCUGGAGGAGUCCCGGGGGAAGCUCGAACGAGCCAUCGCCAGACACGAGGUGCGAGAGAUCGAGCAGCGGCACACGCAGGACGGCCUGCGGGAACGGGACUCGUCGGUCUCGUCGCUGUCCGAGGGCCAGGACGACAUCGUCAUCAUCUACAACCGCGUGCCCAAGACGGCCAGCACUUCCUUCACCAACAUCGCCUACGACCUGUGCGGGAAGAACCACUACCACGUCCUGCACAUCAACACCACCAAGAACAACCCGGUCAUGUCCAUACAGGACCAGGUGCGGUUUGUGAAGAAUGUGACUGAGUGGAGGGAAAUGAAGCCAGCUUUCUACCACGGACACGUCUCCUUCCUGGACUUCACCAAGUUUGGGGUGAAGAGGAAGCCCAUCUACAUAAACGUGAUCCGGGACCCCAUUGAAAGGCUGGUGUCCUAUUAUUACUUUCUGCGUUUCGGGGAUGACUACCGGCCCGGCUUGAGACGCAGGAAACAAGGAGACAAGAAGACGUUUGAUGAAUGUGUAUCAGCCGGCGGCUCAGACUGUGCCCCUGAGAAGCUCUGGCUCCAGAUUCCCUUUUUCUGUGGUCACUACUCUGAAUGCUGGAACGUGGGCAGCCAGUGGGCUCUGGAGCAGGCAAAGUACAACCUGGUGAAUGAAUACAUGCUGGUGGGAGUAACAGAAGAGCUGGAGGACUUUGUAAUGAUGCUGGAGGCGGCGCUGCCACGCUUCUUCAAAGGAGCCACCGAGCUGUACAAAACAGGGAAGAAAUCCCACCUGAGGAAGACCAGCGAGAAGAAGCCGCCCACAAAGGAGUCAAUCGCCAAGCUGCAGCAGUCGGCCAUCUGGAAGAUGGAGAACGAGUUCUACGAAUUUGCACUGGAGCAGUUCCAGUUUGUCCGGGCACAUGCCGUCAGAGAAAAGGACGGGGAGCUCUACUUGCUGGCACAAAACUUCUUUUACGAAAAAAUCUACCCGAAAAACUGAAGAAGCGACAUGUCCACAGAAGAAGGGUUGGAGAGAGGACACAUUCAGUUGGUACGGGCUCAAUGUUACAGUCUGAGAUGAUAAAGAAGAGAGAGGGAGAGUGGGACUAAUAGACUGCAGAUGACUGCAUCAAUGAUGAUGUGAUUGAGAACAUAAUGUGGAGCUGCAGAUGAAAUCCACCUCUACUGAGGGCUCUGUUACACGCGUCUGUGGCAGCCAACUGGACAAGGAGUUUGUGUUUCGUCAGCAGGUUGUGUUCCCAGCAGCCCUACCCCCCCCACCCUGACCCCACCAGGCCUCCACUCCCCUUCACUUCCAUGUCAAAGGUCUUCUGCGCAGAGGGCCUCUGCCGACACAUGCCCGGAGACAACUGGUCACCGUUCCUCCACUCCUGAUUGGCUUCACUGUUAUCUCCGAUCCAGGAAAAAAGAACAUUUUCAUCGGCUCUGUGCUGUUUAGUUGUGUUUGGAUGUAUUUUAACUCUUUACUAUGUUUGUCUUUUUGUAUGUAAAGGCGGUGACAUUUUUCGUGGUGACACGACAUCCCCCAUGCCCUCACCACUACUACUAACUUAAGGAGAUUUUAAGUGUAAGAAACUGACUACUGUGCUGUAUUAAUUGGACUUGAAUGAGAACUUUUGAGGUUUUUACGUAAUAAAAAUCCUGUGACCACGGACUGUUUACUGGGACAAGUGCACAUGUUUUAUACUGUACUUGAUGUGUUGGAUGUAAACAAGCAGCUUUGUCCGGAGGCUUUUCCUCCCUAAAGAAGAAACCCGUGAGAAUACCGAAGUGUGUAAAAGAACACUAAGGUGAAGAUGCUGCUGCUGUAAAUAUUUACUACUUUUUCAGUGCGAUUCAUUCACAGACAGAUUUUCUACAUUGUAAAAUUAACCCAUUUAUACUGUUGACACCCUUUUUAAAGUUGCAGUAUGUGCAUGUUAUAUCAGUUUGUACAUUUCUUUCAACUCUUUCAUUUCACUUUUAAGUCUAUUUUUGUUGUUUCAUUUCCUUUUUGUCGUAGACCCAGUUAGACAUGGGUGUUCACUGUUCACUACACUAAUAUGUUAGUCUGGAAUAUGCAGACAUUUAGGGAAAUGCGUUCAUUCUGCUUUCUUGGCCAGAGUUAAGUCAGGAGAUCUAUAACCACUCUUAAUAUCAGUCCCUUACAGUAGAUAUAAGGCAACAACCAGCAGCAGGUUACCUUGGCUUCUUGUCAUCUAGUCUUGAAUUGCCAGACCUAUCUCCUCAGCGCUUCUUGUCAUCUAACUGCAAGAAAGAGAAUAUGCCUAUUUCCCCAAAAUGUCAAAUGUUUUUGCCGCAGUUCUCCACAUAAAAGAUGGUGGAGAGGUUGGUAAUAACUUUGCUACUUUGCUUGUGUAGUUGUCAUCUAUCGUUUUCUUGACCAUUUUGGUUCUCAUGGCCUUUUAUUUGCCAAUUAAAAUUCUUGCCUACCCUUCAUUAAUUGCUAACUAACAGGUUUAAAGUGACAUAAUGUUGCCCCUUCAACUAAUUCACCUGGAAGAGCUGCACAGACUUUUUCCACUGGUAUACGGCCACAUUGCAAUUCCUGAGGUAUUUAAACCUACAGAUGAAUAGGUACCCAUUUUUAACGGAGGACAUACGGUAGUUUGCCACUCGGUUUUUGUGUGCCUUCUCUACACCCAGCUCCCCCGGUGUUGCGGCUUUGUCAGAAGCAACAUAAAAACAACAUGGCUGUUUUCGUCUUUUGUUUGCCAAAUGAAAUACACAGAAACAAAUGUUUAAACUA